Molecule: messenger RNA, 1800 nt
Organism: Arthroderma uncinatum
Lineage: Eukaryota; Fungi; Ascomycota; Eurotiomycetes; Onygenales; Arthrodermataceae
Product: Atg22A-1p
Exons: 2
Coding region: 1-1800 (599 amino acids)
Biological process (GO): amino acid transmembrane export from vacuole
Source: RefSeq, a predicted model, not a curated record
AUGUCGAGCUCUACUGCUCCCGUACGAGGCCAGCUCGAAGAUGGCGACGGGAACGCUCCUCUCCUCCCACAAACCGAUGGCCACCCGCAGGAAGACACCAGGCCUACUAGCAGAAAAGAGCUCGCUGGCUGGUAUUGCUAUGGCUGGGCUGCGGAGGUCUUUGUUGUGUGUGCUAUGGGCUCCUUUCUCCCUCUAGCCCUCGAACAGAUGUCCCGAGAUCAGGGAGUGUUGCUCUCUGAUAAAAAAACGCCCUGCACCUCAACAUGGCAGCACUCGAAUGCCACAGCGGGCGCCAGGGCUGUCUCCCCGUUCAAGGCAGCACCCUCGAACAAUCAAUGUAUUGUCUACAUGUUUGGAUUUGAGGUGAACACCGCUAGCUUUGCCAUGUAUACGUUUUCGACUAGUGUUCUGAUCCAAUCGCUCAUCAUAAUAUCAAUCUCAGCCGCGGCAGACCACGGCGCCUACCGAAAGACCUUCCUUCUUAUAUUUGCAGUGGUUGGCUCAAUUGCAAUGAUGCUAUUCCUUCCUCUCUCAUCGCAUCUAUAUAUGUUGGCCGCGUUUCUGGCCAUAGUUGCGAACACUGGGUUUGGCGGAUCAUUUGUAUUGCUAAAUUCCUUCUUACCUCUCCUUGUUCGCAACCACCCUACCAUCCGAGCUUACAAGGAAGAGCAAAACACACCCUUAUACUCCGAUACACAUCCAGAGACCAAUGGAGAUCUGGAACCCUCCCAGGUUCGCCAAUCGCAUGAAAUCACCCCAGAAAGCACCACUGGAGCUCCGUUGGUUUCGGCGGCGUUGGAGUUAUCGUCCAAGAUAUCCUCCAAUGGAAUUGGUAUCGGAUAUACUGCUGCUGUCUUGGUGCAGAUAUGCUGCAUUCUGAUAGUUCUUGCUACGCAUUCUACAACGUUCUCCCUUCGACUUGUUCUAUUCAUCAUUGGGAUGUGGUGGUUCGUCUUUACCAUUCCGGCGGGCAUGUGGCUACGCCCUAGGCCCGGGCCACCGCUCCCUGAACAUGUAACGAAUAAGAACAGCAACUGGCCAUGGGUCGACUACGUUGUAUUUGCAUGGAAGUCCCUCGGCCGCACUGCCAUGCGGGCACGUCGAUUAAAGGACGUUGUUCUGUUUUUGGCUGCUUGGUUUCUUCUAUCCGACGGCAUAGCAACCGUCAGCGGUACAGCGGUCUUGUUUGCGAAAACUCAACUGAAGAUGGAGCUGGCUGCCUUGGGUAUGAUCAACGUCAUUACCAUGAUUUCGGGUGUAUGUGGUGCUUUCUAUUGGAGUUAUGUCUCCCGUCUACUCGGACUCCGCCCUUCCCAGACAAUCAUAGCCUGCAUAUGUAUCUUUGAGAUCAUCCCGCUCUAUGGCCUUCUAGGCUAUUUACCGCCUAUUCAACGGCUGGGAGUCCUGGGACUUCAGCAACCAUGGGAGAUGUAUCCACUUGGUGCAAUCUACGGACUCGUUAUUGGCGGCCUGUCGUCUUAUUGCCGCAGCUUCUUUGGUGAGCUUAUACCGCAUGGGUUUGAAGCUUCUUUCUAUGCCCUCUACGCGAUCACAGAUAAAGGAUCAAGUUUCUUCGGCCCUGCUAUCGUAGGUGCCAUCACCGACCGAUAUGGAGAGAUUCGCCCCGCAUUUUUCUUCCUUGCGGUACUUAUCAUGAUACCGCUACCUCUGAUGAUGCUCGUCGAUGCGGAGAGGGGGAAACGCGAUGCCGACUUACUUGUCAAAGAGCUGGAGGGAUCCGCAGAUGCUGAUGACGACCAGGGGCAAGUCUAUGGGACUACGGCGGAACAGAGAGAAUAG